This is a messenger RNA of Nelumbo nucifera (sacred lotus), 1124 nucleotides long. Its product is annotated as protein transport protein sft2. Gene Ontology annotation, cellular component: membrane. The record is from RefSeq and is a predicted model, not a curated record. Gene Ontology annotation, biological process: vesicle-mediated transport. NCBI's taxonomy places the organism in Eukaryota, Viridiplantae, Streptophyta, Magnoliopsida, Proteales, Nelumbonaceae.
AAGACAUUCCUUCACGUUCAAUUGUAAAUUCCCAAAAUUAAAAUUAAACUUCCGACCGACAGUUCAACAGGACGCCAUAGAUGGCAGAAAGUAGGAAGAGGCAUCAGCCAACUUAUACGGGUUAAAGUAAUUCCGAUUGCUGCUGCUUUCCGGUCCGAAAUCGAGGAUUCGUUUCCGUCAUCGUUUAGUCAUCAAGUUAUGCAGAAAACCGCUCAAGCUUGGUUCAUGGGGGGGCCGAGUGGCACCGAUCAGCAGAAACCCUCGUCUCUGCUCGCUGAUUGGAACUCUUAUGCAGCCUCCAAAGCUUCGGAAGACAGCGGAUCGUCUAAUCUAGGUUUCGAUCUCGAGGCCGCAGUCAGGACUGCCAAUGAUAAGGUCACUGGGACUUUCAACGUGGUUUCAAAAGGAGUGAGAGAUUUGCCUGGGAGCUUUCAGUCUGCUACUAGCAAUGUCCCUUCUGGAAAAUCUCUCAUGUAUUUUGGUUUACUGUUGGCAACUGGAGUAUUUUUCAUUUUCAUUGCUUUCACCAUGUUCCUCCCAGUUAUGGUGCUGAUGCCUCAGAAAUUUGCCAUCUGCUUUACUCUUGGUUGUGCCCUCAUCAUUGGGUCAUUUUUUGCUCUGAAAGGUCCAAGGAAUCAGCUUUCACACAUGUCAUCAAAAGAGAGGCUGCCCUUUACACUGGUAUUCAUUGGCAGUAUGGUUGGUACCAUCUAUGUUUCUAUGGUGCUUCACAGUUACAUUCUAUCCGUCCUCUUUUCUGUGUUACAGGUCGUUGCACUUUCCUAUUAUGCUAUUUCUUACUUCCCUGGAGGAUCUGCUGGAUUGAAGUUUCUUUCUUCGACUCUUGCAUCUUCAAUAUUGAAAUGUUUUGGCAGGUGAUGUUAUUCUGAGGUGCCUUUGCUGAAUACCAGCUACCUUCUUCCUACUAACCCUGUAAAAGCAAAGGAACAUAAUUUUAAAAAAUCGGUUUCUGAAUCUGUGGGGGAUGGAAAAGUUGAAGGUCAAAUACUUGAUGGUUUGCAAUUUGGUUUCCCGAAUCUACAUGAAUGCACAUCCCAAGGUUCAAAAUAUUUGUAUCACAGAUAAUACCACAGCUUUUAGAGGCAUCAGGAUACAUUUUAGAA